This is a messenger RNA of Rhodotorula toruloides NP11, 1338 nucleotides long. Its product is annotated as acetate kinase. The coding region runs from base 1 to 1338 and encodes 445 amino acids. The record is from RefSeq and is a predicted model, not a curated record. Gene Ontology annotation, molecular function: acetate kinase activity. The transcript is spliced from 3 exons. Lineage: Eukaryota; Fungi; Basidiomycota; Microbotryomycetes; Sporidiobolales; Sporidiobolaceae. Gene Ontology annotation, biological process: acetate metabolic process; phosphorylation.
AUGCCCGCCGACCUCGACUUGGCCGUGAACUGCGGCAGCUCGUCGAUCAAGUUCUCCCUCUUCAACCGCUCGUCCCGCUCUAUCGUCGUCUCCGGCAGCGCGUCCAACGUGCAAGGGGACUCUGCGGCUUCGUACAAGUUCACUUUCUCGGGCGAGGGAGGGAAGGAAGAGAAGCACGAGAAGGAGCUGGACAAGAACACGAGUUACGAGGACGUCUUCAAGGAGAUCCUGCAGGACGUCACGGCGGAGAAGGUGCUUGGAUCGGAAGGCAAGGCGCGGAUUCACCUUUUUGCGCAUCGGAUCGUGCACGGCGGGACGGCCGACGGACCGAUCUUGAUCCGUCAUGGCGACAAAGAGGAGAAGGAAGUCCUGGAGCAGAUGGAGCAGGUUUCGUCCUUUGCGCCGCUGCACAACCACCAUGCGAUGUUGAUCGUCAAAGAGUGCCUCGAGCGCUUGCCCGACGCGACGUCCGUCCUGUGCUUCGACACCCUCUUCCACCAAACGAUCCCCCAGUACCGCCGCUUGUACGCCGUCUCGACUCCCGAACACAAGACGCCCGUCCCGCUCGUCAAGUACGGCUUUCAUGGAUUGUCGUACGCCAACAUUCUGGACCAGAUGGCGGAGGAGCUGAAGAAGCCGAAGGAGGAGAUGAAUCUUGUCAUUGCGCAUCUCGGUAGCGGAGGGAGUUGCUGCCUGAUCCAGAACGGCAAGAGCACGCAGACGACGAUGGGUGUGACGCCUCUCGAAGGACUCCCCGGCGGAACUCGCUCCGGCACGAUCGACCCGAGCAUGAUCUUCCACCAUACGCCCGACUGCUCCGACACCGUCAAGUGGUCCGGUCGCGACAUCAGCAAGGCGGAGUACGUCCUCAACAAGGAGAGCGGUUUCCGCGCAUUGUGCGGCACGAACAACUUUGGCACGAUCACCUCCCGCGCGUUCCCUACGAGUGACGACAACCAGCCGACGGAGGAAGAGUUGCAGUCCGCGCGACUCACCUACGAGCUCUACCUCGACCACCUCCUCUCGUUCCUCUCGUCCUACAUCACCUCGGUCUUUUCCUCUCGCACCAACUCGACGCUGGACGGACUCGUCUUCUCGGGCGGGAUUGGCGAGCGCAGCGUGCGGCUGCGAAGGGACGUCGUUGAGCAUUUCAGGUGGAUCGAGGAGUUGGCUGGGACGCAAGGCGGGAUCGACGACGAGAAGAAUGCCGAGGGCAAGAGCGGGAGGAGGGAGAUCACGAAGGAGGGGAGCAAGGUCCGCGCUUGGGUUGUCGAGACGAGCGAGGAGGACGAGAUGAUCCGGAUGAGUGAGAAGGAGAUGGACAAGGCUGGGCGGUGA